Plasmodium coatneyi is the source of this 648-nucleotide messenger RNA. Its product is annotated as SNF7 family protein. The coding region runs from base 1 to 648 and encodes 215 amino acids. The record is from RefSeq and is a predicted model, not a curated record. Gene Ontology annotation, cellular component: multivesicular body; ESCRT III complex. The transcript has a single exon. Gene Ontology annotation, biological process: endosome transport via multivesicular body sorting pathway; late endosome to vacuole transport; protein transport. Lineage: Eukaryota; Apicomplexa; Aconoidasida; Haemosporida; Plasmodiidae.
AUGGGCGGGUAUUUCUCCAAAGACCUGGAGGAAUGUCUUCGCAACGAGAAGAGGAACCUCAACAGAUCCAUUAGGGAGUUGGAGCGGGAGAUAUUUAAGCUAACGAAAGAACAAAACAGGAUAGAAAAAGAGAUUAAGGUAAAUUCCAAAAAAAAUGAAAACAUCCCAAUCGUUAGGACACUUGCAAGGGACUACAUCAGCAUUAAGAAGACGAUCACAAAGUACAACAAGCUGAAGUCUCAUCUGUUUUCCAUGAAAAUAAAGUUGCAAAGUGUGAAGUCGUCGGAGCAACUUGGAAGAAGUCUCACAGAGAUAAAUAGAAUAGUUAAAAGAGUAAAUGGAUACUUAAAGUUAAGUUCCCUGAAUAAGUCUAUUAAUGAGUACCAGAAGGAGAACAACGAGGUGUCGUUGAAAGAAGACAUGCUUGACGAUUUGUUCGAAACGUUCGACUAUGACUCAGAGAUGGUUGCCGAGGAAGAUGAACUCGUUACAAAAGUUUUGGAAGGCAUGGGCAUCCAACUAAAUGCGAAGCUGGAGGAUAUACCCUCCCCCGGGGAACUUCCCAAGGUACACGUCAACCAGGUGAACCACAUUGACGUCUCCGACUUGGAGGCGCGACUCAAUAACCUGCGCCUGGGCAAGCCAUAA